This is a messenger RNA of Purpureocillium takamizusanense, 6712 nucleotides long. RefSeq lists its product as uncharacterized. The record is from RefSeq and is a predicted model, not a curated record. Gene Ontology annotation, cellular component: nucleus; Cul8-RING ubiquitin ligase complex. The transcript has a single exon. Gene Ontology annotation, biological process: replication fork processing; double-strand break repair via homologous recombination. Bases 215 to 6622 code for a protein of 2135 amino acids. Lineage: Eukaryota; Fungi; Ascomycota; Sordariomycetes; Hypocreales; Ophiocordycipitaceae.
GGCGCGUUUAAGUGCACGAUACCUCGCCCACCAAAACUGCCCGCCUCGACGUGAGCCUUCUGAAUUGUUGCCACCGGCACUCCACGCGACCUAGUUUUUCUACUCGACACCAUAGUCGUCCAUCACAGACAUCGACGGCAUACCAUACAAACGCAUACAGCGCCGCAGCUUUUCCGCCUAGCCUUCGAGCAUGAGACCAUGACGGACGGGGACCAUGGCCAACUGGAAAGAGCUGGGGGAGGUUCCAGACUCCGAGGGGGAAGAUGGCUUCGAUAGCCAAGAAACCGAGGCGCCAGCUUUCCCACCGGCAGUCGUGGAUGCUGCAGUUCUCGUGCCACAGGAAGACAAGGACAUAUGGGAUGUUCCCGACUCGCAAGGCGAAGGUCAAGCGCGGCCAGCAGCCCUGCCUGAGGGUGCCGCAACAUCCACACCGCCCUUCGAUCAGCUUCCCUACUCGUCACCGCUCUCCUCCGUGCCCAGCGAGGACGACCUGCCGCCUGUCGAUGAGCUCUUACUUGGCCGUGCCGAUCACGAACAUGCCGCUGAGCAGGAGCGAAGCCAAGAAGCCGAACCAACGGAGCACCUCCCGCUUCAGCCUGCGUCGUCUGGCCCGGUCCGGACACGAAUCGAAAUUCCGCUCUACCAGAGCCACCGAAAUCGUCACCGAGAAUUCAUUGACGACGAUCAUGAGGCGAGACAGUUGGCCGUUCGCUAUGAACGGUCCUUGCGGCCACGAAAACCCAUCCAGGAGCACCCGUACCUGCUGGAGAACGUGCAGUACAGCAAUCUCUUCAAGAAGCACGGCGUGAGGCCUGUGCGGGUGGCGGUCGAGUCUGCCCGUUACCUUCGCGAGGACACGGAGCAGGAUCACGACUUCGAGGAACAGAGUCAGGAUAUGACAGAUGUGCCGGGCGAUACACAAGCUCGCUUCAACGAACCGUCCAGCUCCUUGGGUGCAAUGGAUCCGUUUGAACUUCCCUCGUCAUCGCCUCCCAAGAUGUCUCCAGCAAACAACCGUGGCGAGGAAAGCAGCCGAGCAAGCUCUACCGGCGAUACGGACGGUACAAGCGUUCUCGACCAAGAUCUGCCAGCGCUUGAUGACUUGUUCCAACCGAUACCUCGCUUGGUUCCGACAAAAUCCGCCAAGCGUCCAUCGUCGCCACCUCCUUCCACGAUACGGAAGCGUCGAAGGAUAAAUGUUCUCGACAGUGAUCCGGUGGAAAUGAAUGCACCAUCCAGGGAAAGGGAGGCUUCUCCCGACCCGCUCGCAUUGACUUCGCACAAUCCGCAACCGAGACUAAGCGCCCGCCAUCACGAGACGUUACGGGACUCCCAACCUCGGACUCCUUAUACAGAGUCUCAAAAACCAUUGGCUGAAGCAGUUAUUGAUAUUUCAUCAGACGACGACAACACGCACAGGUUUUCACCAAGCCUGCGUCACAAUGGUCCGUCCUUGUCAAGCGCGAGAAGCAGUUCGGAAAGCGACGAGGAAGUUGUCAACACCAUUGGGCGGCGCAUUCGCGGUGUCCUUCCGGCGUCUUGGUUGCGAUUGGAUCAACAGUCUGGUCGAGACAAGCUUCAGGCGGACACAAGAAGAAAUAAGAACCGUCAGUCUCCCGCUCGCGAGAUCCGGAGAGGAGUCGCGCAGUCAAGACCAGCGUUGCCCGGCUCGACGGCAGCGAACUUGUUGUUUGAUGAGUCGGACGAGAGUGAUGGAGAGAAAGUUGUUGGCCCUAUUCCUGCGAGUGAUCGGUCUUUCGUUCAGGCCAGGCUGAGCUUGGUACCGGACGCAAUACCUGACCCGGCUCAGUCCGUCAUAUCAGACGACGAAGGCUCCGUGGUGGAAGACGACCAUAUCGAUGCCAUGCUGCCGGGACGGACCGUGGGCAAACGCCAACUCAAACUCCCGGAAUCAUUGAAACGCGACCCAAAACGUAUCAAGGCUCUCGGCCAUACUCCAAUUCCACGACGCUCCAAAGGGCAGCGGCAAGGAAAGAUCACCAGCCAUGUCUAUCGGGCCUCAGCCCCGUCAGAGCGAGACAACUCCAAGCUCAAGAACCGAAGAUCCAACAGAAGGGCAGGCAAGGUGCAUCCCCAGCGCUCGGCUCCUCGACUUAGCAUCCUAGACGUAAUCGGACCAAAUGCACCACGUUUCCUGAACAUCGCCGCACGCGCUGCUAAGCGACAGCUCGGUCAAGGGCGAAGCAGUCCCAAGCGAAAAACUAUUCAGCUCGCAACUCGGCAAGACCAGAUUGAUGCAGCGUCGGUUCUGCAUGAAUGGCGGGAGGGCUCUAUCCGUCCACGCGAAUCGGUUACAAAGGCUAUCAGGAAUCCCAUGCCGCCUCGACCACCGCUGCAAGACACCUCUGGCAAUGGGCGAGUGAGGCAGAAAGCGUGGGCGAGCCAAGCAACAUCGACUACUCGCAAGUUGGUCAAGCAGAUCAGUGACGGCGGCUCCAUCACAUAUGGGCCAGACAAAUUGUUUGGUAGGCCUCGGUCAGACAAAGCACUUGCCGCAGGCAGUGUCGUCACUCGUCCUGCGACCCCGACCCGUCCGGCUCAACUUGAGAUGGAUGAAAGCGAUCAAUCCAGGCGAGGCGCUUUCCAUGCUCGAAAGCGAGUCUUCGACCGUUUGUACCGCAAUACCCAUGUGGGGAUGCCGCUCCAAGCGUCUCUCGCCAACAUCGCUAUGGAACCAGACAGCUCUACGGAGCAAGGUGACUCUUCCGAUACUACACAUACUAAGACGGCGCCAACUCUUAAAUCACGCCCUGAGAGGGCGCGCAGGCGAAAACUCAUCAAGCCCCGACGUGUCGACACUGAGGCGCCUGAGUUUCUGCGUGCCAAAGAGCCUCUGCCCGUCAAAUAUGUGCCUGAGUUUAACCCGGCACGGUCUGACCACGACGUUUCCAAGCUGCUCGGCUUGGGCCCUUAUGGAACGACCUACACGCAGCACUUUGAGGUGUUCCCUCUCGAUCCCAGAGUCUACUUUCACGAGACUAGUCUUAUCGGUAGCGGUAUCCUUGCAUCUUAUCUGAAAGGCAACGUCUCAACAGCACCGGCGGACACCCGCCCGUCGGUUUCCUUCAAUCUGGGCAACAUAACCUUGGAGUGGGGUGCCUGGGAUGCUCAUGUCUCCUCAGAGCUUGGCAUAGUCUUCGAUUUCGUUGUGGAACAAAUCGAGAGUGCUGACGCAGGUGGCUCCGGGAUUUCUUCGACCACCGUUGAAGCCUCCAUGUUUGUGUUGCAAUACCUGAAGGAAUCUCUGUGCUUUACACUAGACAACGAUGCCAAAGCUUUCGCCGCUCGUUCGAUUGAAUGUCUUGGCUCUUUCAACAGCCGAGUCGACUGUCUUGUCAAUCAUCUGAUACGAGCACCAGAGUGCAAUCAGAGCUCAGUAAUGCGGGUGUUGGACCGCAUGCUCCUUGUGGCACUCCUUGUCUUUCGUAUAUGCCAAGACGAGCCGGCGCUGUCAACCGAGCAAUUUCAGGCCGAAGACCUGCUGAAGAGAAUCACCGAGACCUCGAUGCGGAUUCUUUCCGGCACAGGCGCAACCCCAGUCAAGAGAGCAUACGAUGACUUGCACUCCAUACGAGCCCGAGAACGCGGGAUUCGGGAUGACGCCUUCGUCAUUCAGUCAUGGGUGGUCUUGAUGAAGGUUCUAGAGGCCGCUCAUAUCCCUAGGGCAUCGUUUUGGGACGUGGUGCAGGGCGUGAUAGUCCCACCAUCGGUCGCCGCCAGCGCAGAUGCAGAAGACUUUGAACGCUCUUGGGAGUUCAUGUUCACCCUCCUCCCACUUGUCGAAUUCGGCGACUCUGGCGUCAUUAUCUCGGGCAGACGUCAUGACCUGAGCAAUGACGGAUGGGGCAUCCCCCAGGCUCUUUUAAAGCGUGUGUUUCGUUUGUACCAAGACAAUACGCGACAGUCUCCCAGCUUCAACGACUACUGCAGAGCACUUGUCGGGCGAUGCCAUUGUCUCAUCCAACAGUGGGGGUGGCGGCGGUCUGCGACUGUGGUUGGGGUCAUCUUCGACUUUUUUGGCUCUCAGGAUCUUGCUCAUUUGCGCAAUGAAGAAGCAUACGAAUCUCCCCGGUUUUUGGAGGAACUUGCCAGUCGCCCGGUACUAGAAGUCGAACCUGGCGACAGAUGCUUCCACAUAUUCCUGAAGAUGGUCGGACUGAGUAUCCGCAAGCUCAGAGAGGUCGAUGCCACAAAGGAUAUACGCAACCUGGUUGUGAGGACUACGCCAAACCACAACCGCCAACAUCUCAAGGAGCAGACCGUGCACGCACGCGAUCUCGCAGCUCUGAGAAACCACCAUGAUCUCCUUGCGACUUUGUUCUGGGCAGCUCCUCCUGACCUGCGUCCAGCCAUCACCCUUAUCGAGCGACUAGUUUCCCCGGAAAAUUCCCACAAGGAGGCCUGCCUGAUAAACAUACGCUGUUGGUCACAACUCGCUCGAUUCAUCGUUGCGUCUGGGGAGGCAAGCACAUCCUUCAGGCCCUUCAAUCAGUGGCGGAACUCCUUUUUCCAGCAGGUUCUCCGACAAUUCAGUUCCGUGGCUCCGGAAAUUCAACAGCAAGCCCUUGCCAUGGCCAAGGAUGGUAGGCAGCCGAUCAGCGAGGACCGUAUAAACGACACGAUUGCUAGGAACAAGGCGGCGGUAGGAGAUGUGAUCUACGCUUCUGUCGCCGCAUCCCUAGAUGUCCUGAUGGCCGCGACCGACCUUGAAGGCGUCACAUUCUCACUAAACACCUACCAGCUUCAGAUCAUCUACCAGCAAUUUGCAGCCGCUCCGCCAGACCUUGACUGGGGAACCUUGCAGACCGCCAUUACCACCCUGAACUCAUUUCUCGGCAUGGUGGACGACUUCAAGGAGCAAGAAGAGAGCCAGCAAAGCGAAAGCCAAAUAUUGAACUCGGCUUUGGCCGACGACGCUUUAGAGACGGUCGAGCGCGUUUUGCUUCGAGGAUUCUUCUCCAUGGCUCGCUGCGUGAUGUCCUCACGAACCGAAAUGAGACCCCACGCCAUCGCAGGUGGAAACAAGGACAAGUGCAUAGAGAGCGUGGUGUCACUGUCUGCACGACUGGGUGCAAGAUACAUCAAGUGCGGCAGCUUCGAACUCUCAGACUUGUUCAGAUCGGGCACGUACGGGUUGUUUGUCGCACCGCCAUAUCAGCUGGACUUGCAUCUAAGAAGACAUAUGGUUCAUUUCGUGUCGGUCCUCUUGGAGUCUGGUCUUGAUUCCUGGACCAGUGCAGGGUGCAGUUUGCCCGAACUAUGGGUACUGUCGUUGGUGAAACCGCGCGAAUACCUGAAGUAUGAAAAUGCCCUCGCCAAGCAACUUCACAAGAGCGGCAAAGACUAUGUGCCUGACGCUGUGGUGGCCUUGGGCUCGAAGCCUGACUACGCGACGAACCGAGACCUAUUUGAGUUUGCUAUCUCUCGGAUGAGAAGGUCGGUUCGUGACGCUGGGCCAUCGCUCAAGGCAAUAUUGCUGGCAGAGCAUUCUACGACUCUGCAGCGGGUCAUGGAGCAGAUCAAGAUGGACCUCAAAGCCGUGUCGCACGACACGUCAAGCCAUCAGCGUUAUGUGGUGUUCACUCGAGGCGUCGUCUCGCUCAUCAAAUCACAUGGCUCAGAGAUCCGACCGGUGGACAACUUCUUCUACCAGAUCUCGAAUGAAUACUCUCCCUCGACUGAAGACCCUCAGCUGCAGGUUGCGGGGUUGAUAUCAUAUGGCGUGCGACUCACAGAAGGCGAUUCCAGAAGCAGCCAGCAACUCUUUCACCUCUUGCUCAGCAACGUCAAAUUCGCGAUAAGCAACGAUGGGCUGCGCGAGGACGUGGGCAUGCUGAGAAAGGGCAUGGCGAAUCAGGGCAUCGUCAACUUUGUUCUUGGCAAGAUGUUGCCGUCCUGCAUUCGGGCUUCGUUCAGAAACACGUCUGCCUACCCGCUGCUGGACGUGUACGGAGAAUCCUUGCGUAUUCUCAUGGCUAAGAAGGCAAUUGCAUACGAAUUGACCGCGGCCGACCUCCCACAGAUCGUGAACCUGACAGAUGCAGCGAUCGAGGGCAUAGGCGACUGGGCGAGGGACGCCGUCAGGUUGUCAGCAGCGCAGUUGCAUGUCUUGCGGCAAGUCGUGGCGGUGCUCAACUUGCUGUGGCCGGGACUGCGCGUCAUCGCUGCGUCCAGCCCCCCCUCACAAGUAUGGACCAGGCUAUGCAGCUCAUUCGAGUUCCUGCACCCAAUGAUGACGGCAGCCGAAGACGCGACCAGCGGUCUCGCUCGUCCAAGAGAGACGGCGACCACGGCAGAUAGGCUUUUCGGAACGAACACGACAAACUGCGCCCGGCAAUCUCGACCUGAGUCGGACGUGAAGAUGUUCACAGACUUGAUCGUCAAGGACGUGGCAACGGGCUGGGGCAAUCGGGGGAAUCGAAUGACAACCCAGGCAAACAAUCACGGCGGAGCCUCGGCGAAGGGCGUACCAGUUCCAACUUUCGACGCUGAAACCGUGUUGCAAGACUUGCAUGAGCGCAUACGGGAAUGGCGCUGGUGGUGGGACGAGGUGUUUGGAGUUUCGUCGCACGCCGACAUGAUUGACAAUGUGGUGUUUUGAGAAGCGAGGUGCAUUGCUAGGCGUUUGGGUUCAUUCCGCACAACCUUUGGAAUGAAUGAAGAGAUAACUAUGGGAGCGCUGACGUGGACG